Paramecium tetraurelia is the source of this 1434-nucleotide messenger RNA. RefSeq lists its product as uncharacterized. The record is from RefSeq and is a predicted model, not a curated record. The transcript has a single exon. NCBI's taxonomy places the organism in Eukaryota, Ciliophora, Oligohymenophorea, Peniculida, Parameciidae.
AUGGGAAUGUGUUAAACAAAAAAAAUGACAGAUGUUCAUCAGCCUAAAAUGCUCGACAUCUCAUAAAAUGCAAGCCAGGUAUUGUAGGAUUAAUAUCCCAUGCCCAAACCCAAGUUGAGUAUGGGAUUUCCUUGCGUUAUAAAAUCCUUUGAAUAGAUUCAAAUCAUAGAAGUAACUGAAUCGAUGGCUUAUAAUUUUAUUGUUAGAUUAGGUGUAAAUCAGCAGAAGUAAGUGUAAAAAGAUUUGGAUUAUCAGGGUGUUUUCCUGUUCUCUGAAAAAGCCAAAACUAAUUUUUUUGAAUAUGGAUUCACUCCAAUAGAUGUUAGCAGACCUAAUAAAAUAAUUGAAGAUAAAAAAUAAUACAAAUUCUUAUUUGAUUUCAAAAACUUAUGGGCAUUCAGAGAUUACGGCGAGAAAAUAGAAUCGGUCUUAAAUGUUUUCAAGGAAAUUAAUGUGAAGGUCAAAUAAGUGUAUAUUUUAACAAAACCUCUUAACACUUUCAUGGACCAAUAUUAGAUGCUGAGUGAGAUCAACAUCUUGAAUAGUUAUUAUCCAUUAUUGAUAUUUGAUUACAAGGAUGUCUCAGAUGCUACAAAGCGUGGAGAUGAUACCUUCAGAAUUUAUUUGCAUAGUGAAGAUGCCUUUGAAAUACUGAUGAAAAAGAACUAAAUCAGUCUCUACAAUAGAAAUCUGUAAAUCAGAAAUCUCAUAUUUCUCUAUCAAUGUGUCAAUUUUAGUGGAAUUAAAAAAUUGGAAGAAAGCCUAUACAAAGUAAGCUGCUACAGUCUAAUACAAUAACCUUCUGGAUCAUUAAAUACUCAUCAAUUGGUUAAGGAAUUGAUACCUUACUUGUAGAAUUUAUAAUCAAUGGGCAGCAAUGUUGUGUUGAUUUAUUCAAGUAGAGAACCGCAAGGAUUGAAAAGUGCUAGGUUUACUAUUGAAUAAUAUAUGGCAAGAGGAUUGCUAAUUCAUCCCGAAGACAUCCAAAAAUAUAAUGAUUAAUUAAGAUCGCUCUACAUAAAACCGGAAUAAUUAACCUAGCAAUUACAAAAGCAAGACACUGGUAGAUAAAAGUAAUAAUAGGAAGUUAUACAACUGAGUAGAGAAUAAGAAAUAAUCAAUCUUUAUGAUAGUUGGUUGAAAAAGAUUAAAUCCUAAUAAUUACUAUAAAGUUCCCACAACCUAUUUUUAAAGUUAAUCACUAACAUUAUUGAAAACUCUAGCGAUGAAAAAUUCAGAACUAUUCAAAAAUCAAAUAAAACUGUCAAUCUUAAUAUACUAUAAUAUGAGGAAGGAAGAUAAAUUUUAUAAUUAAUAGGUUUUAGAGAAGGUGAAACUGAUUACAAAAACAUAUUUGAAGUCGGCUAAAUAAAAAUGGCUAGAGCCGAUAUUGAAAUUGCAUGGAAAAAACAACUAGAAAAAUCUUUAAAAUGA